This is a messenger RNA of Formica exsecta, 2276 nucleotides long. Its product is annotated as FAST kinase domain-containing protein 2, mitochondrial-like. The record is from RefSeq and is a predicted model, not a curated record. The transcript has 7 exons. The coding region runs from base 226 to 2121 and encodes 631 amino acids. Lineage: Eukaryota; Metazoa; Arthropoda; Insecta; Hymenoptera; Formicidae.
AUAUAUAUAUAUACAUAUAUAUUUCUUUUUUUUUAAUAUCGUCGUUAAUAUUAUUAAUAAUUUCUCAGAAAGUACGAAAUAAAUACUAGUAACAGCGCAAUUAUACGAAGAAUUUUAUAUGUUUAUAUGGAUUUAAACAGUAAAAUUCAAAGAUUUUUGAAAUUAUCUUAUAGGUUCUUAUAUGAGUAAUUACUGCUACAGAGCAAGAACAACUUUGUAUAUAAUAUGGACAGAUCUCUAAAGAGAUUGUUGCGACUAUAUCCAAUAGCACGUAAUUGGACAGUCCUAUCAAAUUAUAUAAAACCAUUUCAAUCAGUACAGAGUGUAUCACGAAUAUAUAGUACUAGUUUGACAGAUCAUACACAACUGGAAGAUCUUACAUUAUUAAUGAAAAAGAACUAUGCAUCCAAUGAUAUCAGAGUACCACAUAGACCUAUGAGAAUCUUGGAAGAAGCAGCAACAAAUUAUAUGAAUAUGACUGUGCAUGAUGUUGUUGAUACAAUGUCUACAUUAUUUAAAGUAUCUAGAGAUAUAAAAGAUAUACAAAUUAUUGGAAAACACAUAGGCUUUAUACGUUUGUGUGAAGUAUUAAAUAAGGACAUUAGACUCAUGAAAACAAAUGACAUUAUUGAAAUGCUGAAAGUAUUUACAUACUUUAAAAUCCCAACCAACAGUAUUUUAACACAAUCACUGUUGCAAAUGAUUCGCACAACCAUAAAUGAAAUAUCUCUUCGAGAUAUAAUCUUUAUAGUUUUUUUAUUAAAGAAAAUGGAUAGCACACCAUUGCGAGAUGCUUUACUGAUAGCUCUGCCUCUAGUAUUUCAAGCACAGUUACCCACAAAGUUAGACUCAGAGGAUAUAGUUCUGUUAACAUGGUCUUUAAGAUUUGCAAAUGAAAAUAAUAUAAAUAAUCCAAUAAUACAAGAUACAAUACUCAAAUCACUACAGAAAUAUGAAAAUCUAGAUAUACGAACAGCUUGGUCCAUCUUUCACAGUUUAUGUUAUACGUCUCAUCUAUCUCCAACAGCUUUUGACAUAUUGUUUGAAGUACAAAAGAUUCUUAUAGCUAAUGCGAAACAAUUAAAUGUUCAAGAAAUAAUCAAGAUACUUGAAAAACUGGUGUUUGCCACUAUAAAGAACAGGGAAUAUGGAUGCAAGUUCUACAAUGAGACAUUAGUUGAUGCUUGUGUUAAUUCAGCAUUAUCUUCAAACAUUAAUUUCAAUAGCGGUAUUUAUCUACUCAAGCUAUUAAAUGAUUUAAAUUAUGCACAUAUACCCUUCUUGGAAUAUUUAGCAGCAAAAUGCUUCGAAGAGCCGAAUCUAUUAAAAGAUGCACCAUAUUUUAAAGUAUCCAUCUUCUUAAAAGGAUUUAUCAAUGCUGAUUACAAGCCAGUAUUUUGGGAUACUAUACGAGAUGCAAUAUUGGCAAAUGAAGUGGAAAAUAAAUCUUUCAGGAAAUCUAUGAUCAGAUUUGCUCUGCAUUUAACUGCAUUAGAUUGUUAUAGUCCAAAUUUAAUCAAAAAAGUUUUUUCUGAGAAUAUAAAAGCGAAUGAUACAAUGAAGGAUAUUUAUGCUAGAGAAUUAUUACUUUUAUAUCAAAGUGUUAAAACAUUGUAUCCUACAUAUGAUGGACCAUGGCCGGCGCAAGAUAUACUUGAAUAUGCUACUGUUAGUGUUAGCCCAAUUCUUCCUACAUAUUCUAUGAGAGCAGCAUUAGAACUAGCAUUAGGUGGACCUCAAUACAUUCACAAUGAUUUAAGAACAAGAUUGGGUCAUUAUAUUGACCAUGUUGUUGUAAUGAGAAAAGGCAGAUAUCCUGUUGCAAUUAACACAGUUACAUCCAGCGAAACUAACACAAUUUAUGUUGAGGAUAUACAAACACCAAGUGAAAGUCAAAUAAUACUUAUCUUCAAUUUACCCGAUACUGCUUAUGCUGUGAAUUCACAAAGAUUGAAAAGUACAUGGUUGCUAAAAAUAAAAUCUGCUGAGGCGUUAACAAAAUCCAACACAAUUGCAAUAAAUUCUAGUUCUUGGAUGAAGUUACCCGAACAUGAAAGAGUUCCUUAUUUGAUGCAAGCUAUAAGACUGAAAAGUGAGGAUCUUUCGACUUCAAUUGAUUGAAAUAUUUUGUAAUCAAUAUUAUAAAUGUCCCUAUACAAAUGUGGAUUUAUUGUCAUAUGUUCUCAAAAUUGUAGACAUUGCAAUUACAACAAAUGUAUAUUAACUAUUAAUGUACAGAAGUGUAAAUAGAAAAAUAUACACAAGUAAUAAAAUAA